AGCAGAACACAUAUACAUAAGAGCUGGUGCUUUUCUUUAAGGGCAAGCUAACCGAAGAGAAAACUUUCAGAAGAGAAAACCUGUGAAAAUGGUGCAUUUGGGGCGGUCAUGGCAGAUCAAAAUGUCAAUCAUAGUUUUAAUGGCGGUUGCAAUUCUGGCUGUGAUGUCUGAAGAGGAGAAUGUGAAGAACACUGUUGAGCAAGUUGUGGAAAAGAAAGAGGAAGAUGGAAAACAGAGCCCGGAAUGCAUGAAGGGCACGGUCUCAUGCACCUGGGAUAAGGUCAAAUCAUUCAGCAAUUCGGCCUUUCAGAGAAUACCAUCUGUGAAGAAAACAGGAGAAGUAGUGACGGAUUCAGUUUCUAAGAGUUAUGAGCAAGGGAAAGGGUCUGCGGUAAAUACAGGGGAGAAAAUCAAGCAUAGUUUUGGGCCUGAGGAGCUCUGAACAGAAUGAAUUCUGGCUAAAAUAUCUGCUUUGAUUAUGGGUUUUCCUUCUCGGGGCUUUUGGAUUACGUGGUAUAUGUUGUUUGGGACUAUAUCCAGUUGUUUGAAAUAUAAAUUUUUGUAAUAAUUUAUAUGUUGUGCAUGAUUUUUGCUUUAAGUUCUGGUUUAUACUUCGAUGGGUAUGAAACUGUAGAGCAAACAUUUCAUGAGUCGUAUUAGUAUUUUUCUGGUGUGAAUUGAAAUAAAUAAUUUGGAGAAGCUCUCAUGGCGUUAUUUGAGAUUGGAUUUAUCGUCUUCCAGAAUUUUAUAAUGAUAUGAAUGAGACAUAGAUCUAAAUUCCGUCA
Molecule: messenger RNA, 785 nt
Organism: Cryptomeria japonica (Japanese cedar)
Lineage: Eukaryota; Viridiplantae; Streptophyta; Pinopsida; Cupressales; Cupressaceae
Exons: 2
Coding region: 89-442 (117 amino acids)
Source: RefSeq, a predicted model, not a curated record